AUGUCCGACGACGAGCAGCACAACCACAACUUCGAGCAGGCCAGCGCUGGGGCCUCCACGACUUUCCCCAUGCAAUGCUCGGCCCUGCGGAAGAACGGGCACGUCGUCAUGAAAGGUCGCCCGUGCAAGAUUGUUGAGAUGUCCACCUCGAAGACCGGCAAGCACGGUCACGCCAAGGUCCACUUGGUUGGCAUCGAUAUCUUCACCGGCAAAAAACUUGAGGAUAUCUCUCCCUCCACCCACAACAUGGAUGUCCCCAACGUAUUCCGUAACGAAUACCAGCUCGUCAACAUCGAUGAUGGCUUCCUCAACCUGAUGUCCGCCGACGGCGCCUCCAAGGACGAUGUCCGUGUUCCGGAGGGUGAGCUCGGUGACCAGAUUGCCGCUGCCUUCGACGAGGGCAAGGACUUGCUCGUCACGAUUGUCAGUGCUAUGGGUGAGGAGCAGGCCAUCUCCUGGAAGGAAGCUCCCAGGGGCGCUUAG
Postia placenta MAD-698-R-SB12 is the source of this 483-nucleotide messenger RNA. RefSeq lists its product as hypothetical. Gene Ontology annotation, molecular function: RNA binding; ribosome binding; translation elongation factor activity. Lineage: Eukaryota; Fungi; Basidiomycota; Agaricomycetes; Polyporales; Adustoporiaceae. The record is from RefSeq and is a predicted model, not a curated record. The transcript is spliced from 6 exons. Bases 1 to 483 code for a protein of 160 amino acids. Gene Ontology annotation, biological process: positive regulation of translational termination; positive regulation of translational elongation.